AUGCUGAUUAUAGCGUCCCGUGGCCUCUGCCAGCUUCGCCGCCCGGCACCAUGGCGAUACCGUGCCGUUACGGCUCCCGCUGCUGAAGCCGGGCGGGCCGAGCCACCUCGCGCCGCUCGCCCAGUCGGAGCUGCCCUCUGCCAGGGCGUUGGCGGCGAGCCGCGGCAGAAGAACGCCCAGGUCGUCAUCCUGACGCGCGUGGAGGAGGGCCGGCCGGGCGGAGGGCCCCGCGUGCUCCUCCAGCUCCGCUCCCGCGAGAUGCCCGUGAUGCCCGGCCACCUGGCCACGGUGGGCGGCAUGCGCGACCGCUCGGACCGCGACAGCCGCGACACCGCGCUGCGCGAGGUCUGGGAGGAGACGGGCCUCGUGGACCCGGGGCGCCUGGCCGGCGCGGCCGGCCCCGCGCGCCGGCGCGCGCUGGAGCUCGGCGCGCCGCCGCCGCUGGAGCUGCGGAAGUUCGGCGAGGGCGCGCAUGUGGACUGGUGGGUGCUGCUGCUGGAGGGGGCGGGGACCUUCGAGCCGAGGGCCAGGGACGCCCACGAGUGCCAGGACGCAGCCCCGGUGCUCCCGCUGCUGCCGGAGGGCUCCUCGCUGGCGCCCUGCUUCGGGCACGCGUGGGUUCGAUCCCCGACUCGACUGUCGCUGGACUCCGCGACCUCGGCCCCGGCAUACCGCUGA
Molecule: messenger RNA, 678 nt
Organism: Prorocentrum cordatum
Lineage: Eukaryota; Dinophyceae; Prorocentrales; Prorocentraceae
Source: the annotation of a GenBank genome assembly